AUGGACACCAAAUCCUUGGUCUCGAUUGUCGAGCAGCUAGAAGAGAACAUCGAGGACCUCGAAGACCAUAUCGAACCACUCUUCGCAGAUGCGAUUGCUACCACCAGCAGCAAGUUGCCCUUGCUUGAGCGGGCCAAACUCAACGUCCUGCUGGUCUACUCCAUCGAAUCCUUGUUGUUCUCAUACCUGAGACUGCACGGAGUCCAAGCAAAAGAACACCCAGUAUUCACAGAGUUGACCCGAGUCAAGCAAUAUUUCGCCAAAAUCGACAAGGUCAAACCCUCCGAGCCAGGUCAGCCCAAAGCGCCGCCUUCGUUUACCUUAAGCAAAGAGGCUACAGGAAGAUUCAUAAAACAUGCGUUGGCUGGAAACGAUAAAUUUGACCUCGAACGAGCAGAGCGGGAAGCUCGAGAGAGAUUCCUUGCAAAUAGGAAGUUAAAAGAUCUGGAGUCGAGCUUGAGAGAGAAGGCUGCUGCCAAGUCAAAAGAGGAAGAGCACAAAGAGACCGUUGCAAAUGAUGCACUGAAGCAAGCGGCUUUACUGGCCUCGAUCACACGACCAGAACCAGAAUCAGAAUCAUCGGACGGUUCCUCUUCGUCAGUUAGCGAAUCUGAAGACGAGGGCGAGGUGAAGAUUCCAGAUGAUCCUACACCAGCUUGCGCACUGGUCGACACCAAUCCAUCCCCGGCGCCAGCACCGGCUCCUGCGCAGACGAACGCUUCUAACAAAUCAACGAAGGCACAAAAGCAUCCACAACAGCCACAACAAGGCCAAAAACGAAAAGGAAAGCAGCAAAAUCAAGGCCCCCUAUCCAAGAAACAAAGGCGGGGGAAGAACCUCAAGAAUAAGUCAAAAAAGAAGAAGGCGGCAGCGGCGGCUCCUGCCACUGCUGGCUAA
Rhinocladiella mackenziei CBS 650.93 is the source of this 897-nucleotide messenger RNA. RefSeq lists its product as uncharacterized. Gene Ontology annotation, cellular component: exosome (RNase complex); nucleolus. The transcript is spliced from 3 exons. The record is from RefSeq and is a predicted model, not a curated record. Gene Ontology annotation, biological process: regulation of gene expression; maturation of 5.8S rRNA. Gene Ontology annotation, molecular function: RNA binding; DNA binding. NCBI's taxonomy places the organism in Eukaryota, Fungi, Ascomycota, Eurotiomycetes, Chaetothyriales, Herpotrichiellaceae. Bases 1 to 897 code for a protein of 298 amino acids.